Molecule: messenger RNA, 5918 nt
Organism: Esox lucius (northern pike)
Lineage: Eukaryota; Metazoa; Chordata; Actinopteri; Esociformes; Esocidae
Product: KIAA0586 ortholog
Exons: 31
Coding region: 820-5643 (1607 amino acids)
Biological process (GO): smoothened signaling pathway
Cellular component (GO): centriole; ciliary basal body
Source: RefSeq, a predicted model, not a curated record
ACAAUUUUAUUUGUUAAAUUAAUCUGUUUUGGGAUCAAAGCGAAAGGUAAAUUGUCGAAUAUAAUAACCUAAGUUUGAAAUUAAGUAUAACUUAAUGUAACAUCAUAAACACUCCGGUUUAAUACAAGGUAGUUAGAUAACAGACAACAUUCAGUUCCUCAUCUUUGCGUUACUUGUUAACACUUCCGUAAUUGUAUAAUUCAUUUGCAUACCUAUUAACUAUAUAUAGCAUAUGUUUAAUUUCGCAUUUUCAUAAAUUUGCCCGGUGCCUCAACAAUACCCAGCAUCAGUUAGCGAUGUUUCUCCGAGGAUUGGUUGUUUCCCGGAAGUUAUUGUUGACAGCAACAUUUGAUUAGGUCAACAGUUGCUGCGUUGAUUUUUGUAUCAUGUUGUAUUUUGUCGAUUCUAAACUUAGGUGGAAAUAAUUUCUCAACCGAUUAGGUUUGUGUACUAUUACACAGGUUUAGAUUAGUUAUAUAGCGAGUUUUGUCGUGGUCUGCUUUCAGAGUGCAUUUUGUAGAAUAACGUUACGCUACAGGCUAACUUACGUUAGCAAUCAAAAUAGCUAACGCGUCAACAAACAAUCGUGAAGCGGGAUAUUUAAAAUAUCGAAUUACUAAACAAAAGAACACCAAUGGUUGUUAAAAUACAGUAUCUAUUACAAGAUCCCAUGGCAAGUAAAACUUAUGUUAUGUGUAAUGCAUGGCCGGCCUCGGUGGUAUCAUUAAAAUUAUAGUAACCAAACCAUGUAAAGUAAUCUGCUGGCUUUAUGACAUGUACUACUAGCUAAUAGGUUGGGUGUCUGCGAGUUGAUGAGAUAUGGCUCAUACUGUUCUGAGCGAAUCUGACCUUCCGAAAUUUGCAAAUAAUAUAAACCUUGAUGAAUCCACUUCAAGUUCUGACGCUGGGGACGUGUUGAUUCGUGCAACUAGGAUUCACUAUCCUGAGCAGAGCUAUGAUAGUAAAAGAGACAAUGUAAAGAUAACAGUAAAUAAGUUGCGUGAUUUUGCCCAAUCCCCUUUACUUGACAAGCCACCAAACACUGAAAAGCAGAAUCAGACAAGGAAACUAGUACAUAGGAAUAUUCCCCCUGCCAUGCAAGCAAACCUGCCAUCAGUUUUAAGCUCAGAUGGAAAUAAAGCAUGCAUAAAGAGUCAGAGAAAAAGAUACCCAGAGAAAGAAUCCAAAGUGCCUUAUAUAGAUAUGAAAGUGACACGUCCUCCCUCUGGUCAUCAAAAGGGCAGCAAGGACAAUGGCCAAGAGCUGUUAAUAUCCCGAUAUGCUGUGGGUGGCAAAGAGGCAGUUUUGGCAGCUCUUAAACAGAGAUCUCAGACGGCCCCCUUGAGGCGGGAGGUGAAAGUGCAGUUCCUAGACCAGAGGCCAGCACCGAGCCUAGAAAGGCAGCCUGCUUCAGUCCUGUCAGGGGACCAGGGAACAGCCUCCACUGCAGCUGUUCUGACAGCUGCAGCCAUUGCCGCCACAGCCCCGCUCCUCAAGGCUCAGAGUGACAUGGAGGUGCGAGUCACCCAGGUGUCGGAUGAGCUACGGAGGCUGGUUGAGUCAGACUGGUGCCCAGGUAAAGUUCAGGAGGCCAGGGCUUCAGGAAGGGUGAUCCAGCUUGAGGAGCAGCUAAAUGCCCUAACCCAGCAGAGACUGCAGCACCUGGAGUGGGUCCAGAGCCAACAGAUGGAGUUGCAGAACCGUCUCCUGGGCUCUGCUCUGGGUCUAGUGACUGCCCCUGUGUCCACGCCCUCCAUGCCAAACACGGGCCCGGCUGCACCUGUGCUUCCAGAACCUCAGGCUACACUGGACCCGUCCAGUCACGUUCACGAACCAUCCAGGCAGUGGAGAGGAGGGGGUAAGAGCCCCCUGGAGACCCCAGCUCCUCGCAGGGUCAUCCCAAAGCCCACAUGCUGGAACACCUCCAAAACCCAUGACAGUACACAGCAGCUCUGCUCCAACACACAGAAAACACCUGGCCCUGCUCAAGGAAAUGGCAGACUUCCGACGGCCAUCCCUGACAACAGCAGCAGCAGCUUGGCAACCAGAAGCACGCAGCAAUCUCUUACUGGGGUUGCUAUAGCAACGCCAGCCGACGGCUGCCAGCGACUGGCGCGAUCCAGGGAAGGCCAACAUCAGCAGCAGGUCUCAGAUGUUCCCUCUGGAGUCAGAGAGCUGGUCACUGCCGAAUUGGUGAAGCACUGUAACACAAAGCACCAAGGACACCAGCCUGGCCUCACACCAUCCUCUGGCGUUCCUGAACCACCCAGCUCAGCCGUAAAGCGAGCCAAUGAUAUGCUUCAGGACCUGGGACGAUUCAGAACAGAGAUGCAGACCCUGCUGCAGGCUGGCGUUGCCCUUCCUGCCGUGGACAGCAGAGAGACGUUCAGAGAGAAAGCAUCAGCCCAGACCAGCAACGCCACGAGCGCUGGCGCCGGCAGAGGCAUCCACAACAGCAAGCCGCCCACCACGCACCCGCCUCUUCCCUGCGUCUCCAUGCAGUCUCAGGAAGAUGUGGUCCUCCGUCCUGGCCUUGCUCCUUCCCGGCACUCCCUCACCCUGCAGCAGAAGAGCCAGCCGUGCCCAUCCAUGUUUGAGGAUGCUGAGAGGGUCCUCCGGCAGGUCAGACUGCACAAGAAGACGCUGGAGGAAAAUCUGCAAGCCAUGCUGAGGGCUAAAGAUGGAGAGACUCUGCACUCCCAGUUUGAGGCUCUCUCCUGCAACAGGGACACUACAAAAGAGGUCAGGAUUAAGAAGACCGUGGAUGCAUGGAUCAAUGCUCUGAGUGAGGAUAUCCAGGUCGAUAUUGCAAUGGAAGACCUUGUUUCCCAGAGGAGAGCUAAAGUCAAAGGGUCUACGGCUGCUGCCAUACCAUUAGCCAAAGAAAGAGGGACCAAGAAAGACUCCACCACCUUCAAGCACAGAGGGGUGAAGGGCAGGAUCCAGACUGGUGGGCCACCCAGUCCGGGAGCAUCCAGAGGACAGACGGUGAACACUGAGGGGUUGGACAAGGAACACACCCCUGAUCGCAAUAGUUGGUGUGGAGAGAUCAAAUCUGGACAGGACGCUGAAAGUUAUUUGGUGACUCUCUACGGCAAGGCUUUAUACGAAGGCCGUAGGAGGACACUAAAGAAAGGGCCCUACCUUCGUUACACCUCUCCCUCCCCCAAGUCCAAAGCUCCGCGGCCGAGGGUGGUUGAGAGUGUGCGAGGGGUGAAGAUGAAGUCAUCUAAGACGCAGACCUCUCUCCCGGCUGGGCGGUCAGUCUCAACCCCCAUGUGCGCCGCAGCGCCUGCUGAACCUCAGUACAUCUUCAGCCCGACCCGUGGGGGAGCCCCGGACCACCCCGGGACCCUGCUAAAGGGCUACCUCAUGCCUGUGGCCAUCCCGCUGGGCCAGCCCAGAGUGGAUGGUUUUGCCCCCCAGCCUUCCUGUGUCUUAGUCAGUGACCGUCCGUUGGUGGUGACCCCCUCCGACCCACCCAGACCGGCCCGUGCCUCCUGGGAACCCAACGCGGCCCUCCUAGAGGUGAAGUCCGACCGGGUGAGGAGACGACCUCAGCUCCAAAUCCAAGUCCAGCCCAGUGUGAGCAUCCAACCAUCAUCCCCGAGCUCCAGCCCGAGUCCUGUUGCCCCUGCUGACCCGCCUCCAGACACACAGCCUGUGGAGGGGAAGCAUGAAGAACAGUGGGGCGAUGAUGAGGCAGAGGACAAUGGUUUCCCCGGAACACAUUUCCUGGAGGUUGCUGACAUUACCCAGGAUCCCAAGGACGUUGAAGCUGAGGAGGUGUUAGAGGGUCCAAUAGAGCUGAACGGUCGGGCCUCUCCUCCAGCUGCCAUGUACCACGGUCCCGCAUUCCCCUUCUACCCAGUGGACUCCCUACCCCCCCAAGACCCGGUCCUCAGCUCCAUCCAGCACAGAGCCACCCUGGAGAACAGGCUGGUUGACUGGGUGGAGCAGCAGCUGAUGGCCAGGAUGAUCUUAGAGAUGUACCGCCCCCCCGUUUCUGACCCCGCCCAGGACCCAAGCCCCGCCCACUCCGAGACGCACGGCAGCGUUACCUCAGACAUAGUGGAGGCCGCGGGUGGAGAGGGCCUGCAGCUGUUUGUGGACGCCGGCGUUCCUGUGGACUCGGAGCUGAUCCGACGCUACGUGAACGAGGCCCUGGCAGAGACUGUGGCCCUGAUGCUGGGGGAAAGAGGAGCGGAUCCACCUGUACCUCCAGCCAGCUCUCAGGAUCCAACACCAUGCCAGGAGCCCUUGGUGCCAACCCCGGUGCCAACCCCAGAACCCAGUGUCAGCCCAGGGUCCCCCAGCCGAGGACUGUCCCCACUGGCCACGCCGCAGACCUCAGAGUGGGGAACCCCAGAGCAGUCUCCCAGAGAGACCCAGCCACCUGACACCCACACCUCCACUCCUCCAGAGCCAGUAACAACCCCCGUCUCCACUCCAGUCCCCACCAACCUGGCGGUUUCCCCGUCCUCUGAGCCUCCUGACCCCUGGGGACAAUCCUCACUGCCCCUGGCUGAAGAGCAGCCCCACAGCCCUGCAUUGGAGCAGAAGGAGCACGACAAGCCACUAGUGAUGUCAGUGGCUGAGGAGGAGCCUGAUUGCGUGGCCUCCCCAGUUCCACCUGUUCCCUCCGGCCCCCAGACCUUACACCAACCCCAACCUACCCCACCACCCCCACACCCACCUGGGCCCCAGACCCCCUCCUCCUCCUCCUCCUCCUCCUCCUCUUCAUCGGAGGAGAGCAGCAGCGGUAGUUCCACAGUGACUGAGACGGACACGGCGCAUAGACACAUCUCAGAGGGAGAGCUCCUGCUGAGUUACAGCCAGGUGGCAGCCGCACGAUUGUUUGAGGAGGAGGGCUGCUAUGUUCCCUAUGGCGUCAACAGCUUCUGCAGUUCACUGCAUGAGGUUCAGGACAUGGACUAUGACCCACCGAGUGAAGGUCAGGUCAGGAUGAAUGUGAUUCCCACCCACCACGACCCCUUCCUCGCGCUAUUGGCUAAGAUGGACCAGGGUGUCGUCAACCAGGCCCGCCCUGACCCGGAGGGGUCCUGGGAGGAGGAGGAGGAGGAGGAGGGGGAGGUCAGCGAGGGCCAGAGACCCAGACUGCGCCCAGCAGGGCAGAGGCAGCAGAAAGGACGCUCCCUUACGGCCCAGCCCAGGACAGGGAGCGUGGGAGAGCCCCAGCCCAGCUCCAGGCAGGGACACAUCUCCUCAGGACGGCUCACCCUGCAGUCUGGAGCCUCGACAAGCUACCAGGACACCCAACGGCCGGUUCGUAUAGGAGCCCUGGAUGUGGAGCAAGAGAUGCCAGCCCCCCCUCACCCGGACCCCUCAGUAUCACCUCCGCCGCCACGGGAAUCCAUCUCCCAGAGCACACCAAAGUCAGCCGGGUUGUCCAGGCUUCCCUCCCGCAGACCCGCUCCUAUCCUGGUCCGAAGGUUUCAAGAGACCAACGGAGAGCCGGCAGAUAUACCAGGGGAGCAGGCCCAGCUGUGUUCCAGAGCGGUGGCUGUCCGCCUGCCCUCCAGCGGCCCGGAGGAGGAAGAGGAGGUCUCUAUCAGUCUGGGGCUCAGCACCAAAGGAGGAGAAACCGGAGACACAGACUCGUCAGGGAAUGAUGUGUUCUAGUGCAGCCGAGCUGCUGUAGUCAUUAUUGAGGCAUCACAGAGGUUCCAUUAAAACGUCCCACCACCUCCAUCUCCUUCCCAUCAGAGGAUCGAUGGUGGCCCUACUAAAGCCUCAUUACCAGAUCUGAAGAGUGUUGGGCACCAAGAAAUCCUCUGACUGAUGAAAUAUUCACUUCUGUAACAAGUGAUGUGUUUGGACCAAAUUACCUUUCAGAUAAUCAAUGUAUUUUAAAUAGAAAUAACCAAUUAUUUAGUGUCUUUUUUACUGUUUUCUAA